Molecule: messenger RNA, 4398 nt
Organism: Chelmon rostratus (copperband butterflyfish)
Lineage: Eukaryota; Metazoa; Chordata; Actinopteri; Chaetodontiformes; Chaetodontidae
Gene: golm1
Product: golgi membrane protein 1
Exons: 11
Coding region: 183-1412 (409 amino acids)
Cellular component (GO): Golgi apparatus
Source: RefSeq, a predicted model, not a curated record
UGUCCCGUUCACAACACAGAGGGCCUGUGCUGUUUGGCAGUCAUGAAUACGAGCUAACUCCCUAGCGGUAAUGCGCUGUUAAUUUCCAGAGGAACGCGACCAGAUUGUAAAACACAUCACCAAGUAUCACUCCGUAUAUUGGGCCCAACAUUUAUUUCGAGACUAUCGGUUUGUAGACAGCUAUGGGUGGGCUGGGAAACGGGCGUCGUGGAGGAAGAUCACCGCCUCUUAUGAUUGGUGCUCUAAUCGCCUGUAUCCUGGUUCUGGGCUUUAACUACUGGGUGUCCAGCUCCCGCAACCUGGAGCUACAGACUAAGCUGUAUGAGUUGGAAGGCCAGGUGCGGCGUGGAGCAGCCGAGCGAGGAGUAGCAGAGUUGAAGAAGAAUCAGUUCCAGGAGGAGAUCCAGAGACAGAAGGAGCAGAUAAGCCACAUAGAAAGCCUCUACAAGAGACAGCUGGAAGGAUCUCAGAACACCUGCAGCCAAGAGAAGGGCGCACUACAGCAGAACAUUUCCUCCAGUACCAAAACCAUACAGGAACUCAAAGAUCAGCUGAACCAGCUAAAUGAUGACCUGGGGAAGCUUCAGAAGGAGCUGCAGAGUUGCCAAGGCAACAUCAAAACCCUUAACAACAAACUUACUUAUGACAUGACCCAUUGUCAGUCCCAGGUCCUGUCCCAGAAGGAGUUGUGUGAUGAGAGAGUGGCAGCUGCUAAACUUGAGGUUCAGAAGAAAAUGGAGAAGCUCGUCUCUCCUCCAGCUGUCUCCUCACAGGAAAAUGCAGUUAAUGGAGCAUUAAAAGAGGAUGGAGCAGUCAUUACGGUGGCUAAUGCAGCUAAGUCAUCAACUGUUGGAAGCCACACACCAAGCCUCUCUCAGCCCAAAGACAAUGAACCAUCUGAACUCUUGACCAAUGACAUCAUCGUGGACAAAGGGUCCGAUGCCCAGGUGGACUUGGAGCCAGCGAAGGAUCUCUCCGAAGUAGAGUCCCAGUCUGUUCCCUCAGCUGCUGCAGUCAAGCAGGACACUUUGCUACCACCAGAGGGCACUGUCAUGACAGAGGAGAUUGAGGCAGAGACCAGUAAACUUGUGAAGAAUAAUCUGACUGAGGAGAAAGACAUGGAACUGAUGGAUGCUCAUGAAGAGGGCACUCACACAGAAGACCCUGGGAUGGAGGGUAUGCUGAUUGGACGGGGAAAGGAAGAUGAGAAUCCUAUUGGUCAGAAAACUGAGGAGCCAGAGGAAUAUGAUGCAGACGAGCAAGUGGUGGGUGGAGUCGAUCUGGAGAAACAACAGCAGAGUAAACGGCCUGAAAAUAUAGACUUGGAGCAGGAGCUGGCUGACUAUAAUGGCGAUGAUGAGAAUGAAGGCGAGUUUGAAGCAGACAAACAAGCCGAACUUGCUCAAGUCUAAAGUGCUGGAGUUGGAGAAUGAGCCUGAACACCACAUUAGGAAGAAGGACCCCUGUACACCUGAACAGGUUAAUGCAGCCCUCCAAACACAGAGGAUACAAAACAAACCCAGAUGGAAAUUUCUAUAAGACAGAGUUGACGUGAUAUUCGGUCGGGUAGGUUGCCUAAGCAUUUGCUUCCUGGAAUGUCUCUUAUGUCAUCUUAAUUGCAUUUGUAUAUUUCAUUUGAUUACAUGUUCUCAGAUAUUUCAUCAGUUGGGAUCGUCAGGUUCUCUGUGUUAGAGUAAGAAUAUUCACAACUAUAUCCAAUGCACAAUAUUGUGGAAGAGCCACAAAAAAUGGCUGAAAUAUGCAACUGUCAGCUAAGUGUGUGUACUCAUAUUUCCAUUCUCAUGUGUUUCACUGUAUACAUAUAGCCCUGAGGUGACUUUGUUGCAGUGACUGUGUACUCCUCAUCUCAACAGUUUACACGAGUUGGCUUAAAAAUGGAUCAUCUCAAUAUGCCUGGAAAUUGCUAGAUUUUAUUUAUGCGAUUAGAUGUGUUGUUUAUGUUUGCUCUGUAGUAACUGGAACUUGAGUGCAAUAUAAGUGAUGAUAAUGUGCAGACCCUUACAGGGUUGUGAGGUGUGAAUAUGAUCUACUGUAAGUGAUCCCAAUGACAGAACUCACCCAUCAGAGGGAUCUGCAGCACAGGUCUCUUCUCUCUCACAGAUUCAACAUCAUCCGAAACAAUGCCUUAAGUUUCCCAUGCACAGAGCCUGUCAUAAAAAGGAUGCUGACUUUAGGCCGAUGGACAGGACAGUUUGCUCUCCAAAACGUCUGUCAGUGAAUGCAAAUGAGGCUUUCUGUAGGCUAACAGCAACAAAUGAAGGAAAUGUGCUGAGAGUCUUGUUAGACUGCUGAGUCCACUUAUGCUAAACCCAGUCAUAUGGCAAAGAAAACCAAAACACUCCUUGAUUCCCAUGGUAACCAAACAUGAUUUUCAAAGUAAGGUAGGCUGAACAGACAUGCCAUAUAACAAGCAGGCAAAUUCAUCUUCUGGAUCAAAUACUGAUGUAACUUAGUCAGGUUUUAAACACACUUUAUUAUCAAAUGACAUUUUUGAUCAGUCGGUAAUUUUAGAUCAUAAACUGUCACAUUUACAAUCAGUAAGACGUAAAAACAGUUGUAGAUUAUAAUUAGGGGAUAGUUUGGAACACCAGGUUAAUAUUUGCCGAUCAACCAUCUUAUUUUCUUUUGGCACAUGCCUUAUUGAUUCUGUGUACACCAGUUCCCCCUUGCAGUCAGUUAGUUGCUUCACAGUGGAGGUCGGACGUAGAGCCGUCUUACAUGUUUACUGGACCUGCUCCAAGUUUUGUGAAAUCACUUUGUGGUUACUGCCUCUGGCCUGCUGAAUUGAAUGAACUGAAGAUUUUUGAGAAUUGCUGUAACGUUGUGAAGGAUAUUUCCUUGAAGCCGGAACAGUGUGUCGUGCUGUGGGGUUCCUGCAGAUCCAGUAGAUGUGAAGUAUUCGGUAGCUGUGCUAAAAUGUAAGAGUCCAUUGACCCAAAGCUGCACUAGACUGGAAAUCGUGUGGGUGAGCACAAACAUGAACUAAUUUUAGAUAGGAAAUAACAAGUUAGUGAAAUUUUGUGGCAGGAUCUUUUGUUGCCUUGUGUUUUAUACAGGACAGAUGAUUUAUUUUAUUUUCCAGGUAAUCUGCUCUAUUUAAAAGUGGUGACUUUGACUAAACACUCAGUGAGUUGUAGUUGUAAUUGCCAUCAUUUCCAUAAAGGUUUGACAUUCAUAAUCAUGUAGUGGAAAGUUAUCUUCCAUUAUUUGCCAAUCUGAAGCUGGGUGAUGACAGGAGGUGAUAAAGUGUGUUGUACUGUAUAUACAGUUCAGCUCUUGUGCACCUGUCUGGAACAAAGACAGGUGUGCAGGAGACAACUGACGUUUGAUCACUGAAAGGUCUUCUGUCCAUUUUAUACUGGUGCAAGCUAAGGCUGAAGCUGCUGAGCUGCUUCUGUUCCUGAGGUUUCCCAAUGUGUGCUGAAUCUUAGCUAAAUGUCUCUACAAUUACAAAAUGCACAAGACCUGUAGUUUCUCUUUUGACUUAAAAAGCCCAUACAUCAGCUUCAAAGAAAAUGUAUAUACAGUACAUAUAUGGAGCAUUGUCAUUUUCUGUGUAUUUUUCUCUAACUCUAACAUCCCCGUUGUUCGCAUUAGAGGUACAAAAACACAUCGUCAUCAGAACCUUUUCAUGCAUAAUUUGAGUGAAUGAUUCAAAACAAAGUUGCUUUUUUUGGUACAAUUUUAGCUUUCUACCAAAAGUAAAAAUAAGAUGGAAUAAUACACUGUUUUAUACAGGUUUCCAUGUAAAAUCAACAUGUUGUUUAAUGUCUUGGAAACUUUGGAGGAAUUUAAAGUAAGUUUGUGGGUUUACAGAAUGCUCAACCACAAAUCCUGUUGUCCAUGUUUUUUUUAUAUUGGAGCCCAUGAAGAGUCUGUAACGUAUUGCAAACAGCAUUUCAGUGGCAAUUCAUAUUAUCAGCUCAAAUUUAAGAUAAUGUCUCCUCCUAAGCAUUAUCCGUUAACUUCAGGAGGAGUGAGGAGUGUUGAGUGCUGACGACAGAUUGUUUCCCUUUUUGUCGAUCUUGCAGGAGAAAUAUUGUUUCUGACAUUUUUUUUAUGUCAUUUUAUUUUCAAAGUUGCUGUUAUUUGUGGCUGGUUUUGUAGUCUGACAACACAAAGCUUGGACAACUACUGCUUUGUUUUGUCAGAAAUCUUUGUCUGCCUAUGUACAAAUUAAAAAACGUCCUGUUUUCGGAACAUGGACAGAAAAUGUUAAUGACGUUGAAAUGAUUUUUAUAAAUUUAAUUCACUUUUUUGUUGAUUUCAUGUUUAAAUGUGUAUUUUAUUUUGAACUGCUGAACAAAUUUGUGAAAGGUUUAAAUAUUCAUAGGCUUUAAUGAUGAUAGAGAAUAAAACUUGUUUUUAUUACCACUA